AUGGACUUCGGGGCCUUGGAGACCGUGGUGGCCAAUUCUGCCUUCAUCGCUGCCCGGGGCAGCUUUGAUGGGAGCAGUGUCCCAUCCUCCCGGGACAAGAAGUACCUGGCCAAGCUCCGGCUGCCCCCGCUGUCCAAGUGCGAGGGCCUCCGUGAGAGCCUCAGCCUGGGGUUUGACAGUGUGUGCUUGGAACAGCCCAUUGGGAAGCGGCUCUUCCAGCAGUUCCUGGGGAUGGACAAGAGGCACGCACCGGCCUUGGGGCUCUGGAGGGACAUCGAGGACUACGACAUGGCCGACGAUGACCUGCGGCCGCAGAAGGCACAGGCCCUCUUGGCCGAGUACCUGGACACCCGGGCGGAGCUCUUCUGUGGCUUCCUGGAGGAGGGCGCUGUGGCGAGGGUGAGGGAGGGCCCGGCGGGGAGCCAGGAUGGGCUCUUCCAGCCGCUGCUGCAGGCCACCCUGGCGCACUUGAGCCAGGGCCCCUUCCAGGAGUUCCUGGGCAGCCUGCACUUCUUGAGGUUCCUGCAGUGGAAGUGGCUUGAGGCACAGCCCAUGGGUGAGGACUGGUUCCUGGACUUUAGGGUGCUGGGCAAGGGUGGUUUUGGGGAGGUGUGGGCCUGCCAGAUGAAGGCCACUGGCAAGAUGUAUGCCUGCAAGAAGCUCAACAAGAAGCGCCUGAAGAAGAGGAAGGGGUACCAGGGUGCCAUGGUGGAGAAGAAGAUCCUGGCCAAGGUGCACAGCCGCUUCAUCGUCUCCCUGGCCUACGCGUUCGAAACCAAGACGGACCUCUGCCUGGUCAUGACUAUCAUGAACGGAGGUGACAUCAGGUACCACAUUUACAACAUGGAUGAGGAGAACCCCGGCUUCCCAGAGCCCCGCGCUAUCUUCUACACGGCCCAGAUCAUUAGCGGCCUGGAGCAUCUGCACCAGAGGCGCAUCGUCUACCGCGACCUCAAGCCAGAGAAUGUGCUGCUGGACAACGAUGGCAAUGUGCGGAUCUCUGACCUUGGGCUGGCUGUGGAGCUGCAGGAAGGGCAGAGCAAGACCAAGGGCUACGCGGGGACCCCAGGCUUCAUGGCCCCCGAGCUCCUUCGGGGUGAAGAAUAUGACUUCUCCGUGGACUACUUUGCCCUGGGGGUCACACUGUAUGAGAUGAUCGCAGCCAGAGGGCCCUUCCGUGCCCGUGGGGAGAAGGUGGAGAACAAGGAACUGAAGCAGCGGAUCCUCUCAGAGCCCGUCAAGUACCCCGAAAAGUUCAGCCAGGCCAGCAAAGACUUCUGUGAGGCGCUGCUGGAGAAGGACCCCACACGGCGCCUGGGCUUUCUCGAUGGGAGCUGUGAUGGGUUGCGUGUGCAUGCCCUCUUCGGGAGCAUCAGCUGGAGGCAGCUCGAGGCUGGGAUGCUCAUCCCUCCCUUCAUCCCAGACUCCAGGACCGUCUAUGCCAAGAACAUCCAGGACGUGGGGGCCUUUUCCACUGUCAAAGGCGUGGUCUUUGACAAAGUGGACACGGAAUUCUUUCAGGAAUUUGCCUCUGGCAACUGCCCCAUUCCCUGGCAGGAGGAGAUGAUUGAGACAGGCAUCUUUGGGGAGCUGAACGUGUGGCGUGCUGACGGCGAGAUGCCUGAUGAUAUGAAGGGGGUUGCCACGGAGCAGGUGGCCCCUGCAUCCAAGUCGGGAAUGUGUCUGGUCUCCUAG
Messenger RNA from Chinchilla lanigera (long-tailed chinchilla), 1695 nucleotides. RefSeq names its product G protein-coupled receptor kinase 1 (gene Grk1). Gene Ontology annotation, cellular component: cytoplasm. The transcript has 7 exons. Lineage: Eukaryota; Metazoa; Chordata; Mammalia; Rodentia; Chinchillidae. Gene Ontology annotation, molecular function: ATP binding; rhodopsin kinase activity. The record is from RefSeq and is a predicted model, not a curated record. Gene Ontology annotation, biological process: protein phosphorylation; visual perception; regulation of opsin-mediated signaling pathway. The coding region runs from base 1 to 1695 and encodes 564 amino acids.